GUUCGAUCUUUAGUUCAAGCAAUUGCUAGUGAUAUUCAACCACUACAAAAUCUGAAAGUUAGAAAAUAUAUUGAACGUUCCGGCGCCAAUAAAGACGAGUGGAUUAAGUUUUGCAUUUGCAAGGGUUUUGAUGGCGUUGAGAAACAACUUGAAAAAACACAAGGUAAAUAUUGUGUUGGAGAUGAAGUCACUUUGGCGGAUGUUUGUCUCUUACCACAAGUUUAUAAUGCCCGGAGGUUUGUUAUUUUCGACCUUACAAAAUACCCUCGAAUCCAAAAAAUUGCAGAUACUUUGUCUGAAUUGGAAGCUUUUAAGAAAGCUCAUCCGCAUAACCAAGUCGAUUGUCCUAAAGAAACGAAAUAA
Scutellospora calospora is the source of this 363-nucleotide messenger RNA. The record is from the annotation of a GenBank genome assembly. Lineage: Eukaryota; Fungi; Glomeromycota; Glomeromycetes; Diversisporales; Gigasporaceae.